AUGGUCAAACCAAUUGUCGCACCCAGCAUCCUAGCCUCCGACUUCGCGAAUCUGGGCUGCGAAUGCCAUAGAGUUAUUAAUGCCGGUGCCGACUGGCUCCACAUUGACGUCAUGGACGGCCAUUUCGUGCCAAAUAUUACGCUGGGACAGCCCAUUGUCGCAAGUCUGAGAAAAGCCGUUCCGAGAGCCGGAUUCAAAGAGCGAGAGAGCGAGAGCGGCGCGUCUACUACUACUCCGUCCGCUUUUUUUGACUGUCACAUGAUGGUCGAAAACCCUGAACAAUGGGUCGCCGACUUUGUCAAGUGCGGUGCUGACCAGUUCACGUUCCACUAUGAAGCUACUUCGGACCCGCUAGGUCUCGCCAAGCUCAUAAAAUCGCACGGAAUCCGUGCUGCGUGCGCUAUCAAACCAGGCACCCCAGUUGAUGUUCUGUUCGAGCUCGCUCCACACUUGGACAUGGCUCUCGUCAUGACCGUCGAGCCCGGUUUCGGUGGCCAAAAAUUCAUGCUCGACAUGAUGCCAAAAGUCGAGACUUUGCGCGAAAAAUUUCCCAAUCUUGACAUACAGGUUGACGGUGGCCUGGGCAAAGAGACUAUCCCCCACGCAGCCAAAGCUGGUGCUAAUGUGAUCGUCGCUGGUACCAGCGUUUUCACGGCCUCGGAUCCCGCAGACGUCAUCUCGUUCAUGAAAUCUGAAGUCUCUGCCAGUCUUGAAAAGAGGGGUCUCUUAAAGUGA
Lachancea mirantina is the source of this 735-nucleotide messenger RNA. Lineage: Eukaryota; Fungi; Ascomycota; Saccharomycetes; Saccharomycetales; Saccharomycetaceae. The record is from the annotation of a GenBank genome assembly.